Messenger RNA from Mytilus trossulus (common blue mussel), 626 nucleotides. RefSeq lists its product as uncharacterized. The record is from RefSeq and is a predicted model, not a curated record. Lineage: Eukaryota; Metazoa; Mollusca; Bivalvia; Mytilida; Mytilidae. The coding region runs from base 129 to 524 and encodes 131 amino acids. The transcript is spliced from 3 exons.
CAAGGUCGUACAAACAAUAUUCUUCUCAACAAAUGGAGUAUGCCGGAUUCAUAUUCAGAUUCAGGACUGAUAUUUUGUAGAUUUUCUUUGUUUGAAUGGAUACCAUUUUUUAAUAUGACAUCUGUAAUAUGGAGUUAUUCUUUAAUAAUACAAGCGAUCUGCUUCCUCCGUCAGAACCAACACCGGAUGUAAACAGUACAUAUGUAACAAUAACUGGAUUAGUUGUGUUUGGAUUUCCUGUAAUGACAAUGACUAUAUUUUGUAUUCUGCGAAUAAAGUUAGAAAGAAAGAAGCGAUAUAGAGGAUUAUAUUUAGAUGACAGAAUAGAUGGGGCAGCUGCACAGUGUCCAAUGAUACCAAAUAUAGAAGAGGAACAAUACGGUACAUCGUCAUCAAGUGACCUAGAAAGGGCACAAACUUCUAGACGAUUCCUGACAAUGAUACUUAACUUUAUACGAAUGGACCAAUCAACGAGCACGGAAGAAGUUGACUUUAAAAUAAGCUCAUUAGAUUGUCAAGUAUGAUGGACGUAUGCUGUAUGAUAUUUAAUACAAUACAUUUGAAUUUGUUUCAUGAAUAUAUCAUCGUAUAAUUGGUCAGGUAAAUAAAACAAUAAUACGACGCAG